AUGGCUACUUCUAUUACCGAAGCUAAAUCAGCGACCAGUUCUUUGCUCGAGAAAGUUAAGCCACAUAUGAAUGAUGCACUGACACUUGAACACCUGGGAUUUUUUCUGCCGCUUGCCCUGAAGGCUCUAGAUACGAUAGAGCGUUUGGGAGUAGAAGAUUUACCAAGAGAACUUAAUGAGUAUAAAUCGACCUGCGACAAACUCACGGAAGCUAUUCAAUCCAACGAGGACUCUCUUGGACAAAGAGCAUGGAAAGACGUCACUGUCGAGGGCAAAUCAUGGCAUGACCAUUUGGUUAUAAUGCAAUCAUGCAUCAGCACCCUUCAAGCAGAGGUUAAUAAGAUAAAAGAUGAAAUACCGUUACUGGCCGAAGCUAUCCUGGCUGCCACUGAACUGAAAAGGAGAAUUCAGAGUUCUGAAGGUUCUUCACCUCAUUUCGACAUCGUAGAUGGGACGCUGUUAUUCCUACUCCAUUCAUUGUACCUUUUGCAGUCUCUUCACCGCCAGAAUAGCGAUAGUGUUGCAGAACUCGCAGAUCCUCUACUGCAGUGCGGCUUAAAAUGUCGCAGCGCCCUUCCCAGUACGGAAGAAGCCGUUGUUUGGAUGGAGAGCUGUCAGCAAUUAUUGGUGUUACUACAAGGGUUUUCCAACACCUUCGUGUGCUUUUUCAUACAGAAAAACAAGUAUAAGAUUGCGAAGCUGCAAGCUCUCUCCAUUUUCAGCACGAUGGGUACAUACUACAUGCAGAGAAACCGAGUGAUGCUACAGCGGCGAGUUGAGGAUUUUUCGGAUGCGAAUCGAGCGCAUCCGGCUUCUGAAAGCGAAAUCCAGGCUCUACCCAGAACUACUGAGAGCGUGAAGGAGAUCUGUGUGAUCUGCAGAGAAUCGAUGGAGAUCACUACAAUGCCGUGUGGUCAUUGUUAUCACUAUGGCUGCCUUUCCGGUUGGCUGGAGGUGGCCAAGUCCUGUCCUCAGUGCAGAAAGACGUUAAGAUAA
This is a messenger RNA of Verruconis gallopava, 996 nucleotides long. RefSeq lists its product as uncharacterized. Gene Ontology annotation, molecular function: zinc ion binding. The record is from RefSeq and is a predicted model, not a curated record. The transcript is spliced from 2 exons. Bases 1 to 996 code for a protein of 331 amino acids. NCBI's taxonomy places the organism in Eukaryota, Fungi, Ascomycota, Dothideomycetes, Venturiales, Sympoventuriaceae.